Molecule: messenger RNA, 387 nt
Organism: Dracunculus medinensis (Guinea worm)
Lineage: Eukaryota; Metazoa; Nematoda; Chromadorea; Rhabditida; Dracunculidae
Source: the annotation of a GenBank genome assembly
AUGAAUACGAAAAGAAAUAAAUUAUUUCAAAUAACAAUUGUUUUCUUGUUAAUAAGAAAUUUAAUAUUUGCUAAAAAGCUUCGUCAUUAUUAUCAUUUAACACUAUCAGUUCGUAAUCAUAAUAUAACUGAUGCUAAAUUUUUCCGACUCUAUGGUGCCGGUCAUACAAUUGAUUUUAAUCUUGCACCUGGAAAUAUUUUCACAAAGACAUAUCAGGUUUGGAAAAAAGGUUUUUGGACAUUAAUUGUUGAAUUCCCAGGUGAUCGAUAUUCGAAAUCACCAAAGAAAAUCAUUUCACGUGAUUCCUAUAAUCAUUGGGUAAACAGAAUUUUUCUCAAUUCAAUUUUAAAUUUGAUGAAAUUCCGAAAAAAAAAAACGAUUAACUAA